Girardinichthys multiradiatus is the source of this 2422-nucleotide messenger RNA. It is a transcript of the gene adss2, whose product is annotated as adenylosuccinate synthase 2. Gene Ontology annotation, biological process: 'de novo' AMP biosynthetic process; IMP metabolic process. The transcript has 13 exons. Gene Ontology annotation, molecular function: GTP binding; adenylosuccinate synthase activity. NCBI's taxonomy places the organism in Eukaryota, Metazoa, Chordata, Actinopteri, Cyprinodontiformes, Goodeidae. Gene Ontology annotation, cellular component: cytoplasm. The record is from RefSeq and is a predicted model, not a curated record. The coding region runs from base 155 to 1534 and encodes 459 amino acids.
CGGCCGCGCAUGUGCAGAGCGUUACUUCCCAGCUCCUACAGUCGCUGUGGACGGACCGUCCUCUCAGUUCUCUAGCAGCAGCUGCAGCAGCAGCAGCCGGAGCAGCUGCUCAGUCCGUAAGACAGCCACUCAGUCGGCGGAGAACGCAGCAGAAAUGUCUGAAAGCGGGAGUCAGGAAGCCGCCGGGGCCUCGGACGACAGCGGCAGCGCGACGAAACGGACACUACCGAGACCGCCCGUUGGCAACAGAGUGACCGUGGUGCUCGGGGCUCAGUGGGGCGACGAGGGGAAAGGGAAAGUUGUGGAUCUCCUGGCGCAAGACGCGGACAUGGUGUGCAGAUGUCAGGGCGGCAACAACGCCGGACACACGGUGGUGGUGGACUCUGUGGAGUACGACUUUCACCUCCUACCCAGCGGCAUCAUCAACCCCAAAGUCACCGCCUUUAUUGGAAAUGGUGUUGUGAUCCAUCUUCCAGGCCUGUUUGAAGAGGCUGGAAAAAACCAACGCAAAGGAAAAAGCCUGAAAGACUGGGAGAAAAGGCUGAUUAUCUCAGACAGAGCACAUAUAGUGUUUGACUUCCACCAAGCGGUCGAUGGUGUUCAGGAGCAGCAGAGGCAAGAGCAAGCAGGCAAGAACCUCGGGACGACAAAGAAGGGGAUUGGUCCGGUGUACUCGGCCAAGGCGGCACGCAGUGGUCUCAGGAUAUGUGAUUUACUGGCCGACUUUACUCAGUUCUCUGAAAGGUACAAAGUGCUGGCUCAGCAGUACAAAGCCAUGUAUCCGACACUGGAGAUUGAUAUAGAAGGAGAGCUGGUUAAAUUAAAGGACUACGUGGAGCAGCUUAAGCCGAUGGUGAGGGACGGAGUGCACUUCAUGUACGAGGCUCUUCAUGGUCCUCCCAUGAAGAUCCUGGUGGAAGGAGCCAACGCAGCACUUCUUGACAUAGACUUUGGCACCUAUCCGUUUGUGACGUCGUCCAACUGCACCGUGGGCGGGGUGUGCACCGGCCUCGGCAUGCCUCCUCAGAACGUCGGGGAGGUUUACGGGGUCGUUAAGGCGUACACCACCAGAGUGGGCAUCGGUGCCUUCCCCUCAGAGCAGAACAAUAAGAUUGGAGAGCUCCUUCAGACCCGAGGGAAGGAGGUUGGCGUGACAACCGGCAGGAAACGGCGUUGUGGCUGGCUGGAUCUGGUGCUGAUCAAAUAUGCACAUAUGAUAAAUGGCUUCACUGCUUUAGCACUUACAAAACUGGACAUACUUGAUGUAUUUCCAGAGAUCAGAGUGGGCUUAGCGUACAAAGUCGAUGAUGAAAUUAUACCUCACUUUCCAGCCAAUCAGGAGGUGCUGCAGCGCGUUGAGGUUCAGUACGAGACGCUGCCCGGCUGGAAUAGCGACACUUCAGCAGCUAGAAGCUUUGAGGAGCUGCCUGAGAACGCCCAGAAGUAUGUGCGCUUCAUUGAGGAGCAUGUGGGAGUACCUGUCAAAUGGAUUGGAGUUGGAAAGUCUCGGGAAUCCAUGAUCAAGCUGUUUUAGAUGAUGGAAGACAACGCACUGCAGCGAACCAACCGUAACCUUCUUCCUUCAUCUCUCCCAUUACACACAGCCUACCUACCUGUCUCAAAGACGCGACCACUUCUGUUCUUACUGUUUUAUCUCCGCUCCAUCGGACUGGGCCGUGCCACUGACUGUCGAUCGAACUUCCAUCAGACUGAGCACUGUGUUUGAAAGAUUUCAAAUCAUUUUAAAAUGAAAGUAAAACACUGUCCUUGUCUCUUGUGGGGCUGUAGUUGUUUAUUUUAAAGUAACUCCAUCUGUGUCAGGUCUGCGACGACACCAGCGAACGCUCUGAUGCAGACACAAGAACUGCUCAAAUCGAUACUAGUGUUUUAUUCUUUCUUGAUUUCAUGCUGUGAUUUUAAAAGCGCUGUGACAGUUCAAUGUCAAUCAGUUUUAACCUCAGCACUUUAGAUGCUUUGGACUGCUUUACUUUUUUUUUUUUCUUCUGUCAGAUUUGCACAACAUGCGGAUGUGAUAAAGGGAUCGCUUAAACCUAAAAAAGCAAUCCUCUUGUGUUUUUCUUGUCUCACUGAGGUUUGCACAUGUAUUGCCUUGUCAUUCAGCCAAAAGGCCGAGCUCAUAAAUGUCCCGUAGUCAGUGAAAGCUUCCGCUGACGACUGAUCCUAAGAAAAUUCAAACGUCUGUUCAUACUGUGGGAAUCUGCCACGAAAUGGUACAGAAAAUCCAAAAUAAGUAACCCUUUUUGCAACUGAGAAUGGGAUUAAACUGCUGGGGGUCUUUUGCUCAUAUUCAUGUGAUAAAAUCUUAUUCCUUUGAUUUAUUUGCACUUUCACUACAAGGCUCUAUUAAUGUGUGAGAAAAGUACUGGUAACUUAUGAACUGAUAAAAUUAAUAUUUCAGAUA